AGUACCGAAUGCUGCACUGGCUGGGCUGCCUCGUCUUCACCCUUUGUUGGCGAUAUUGGCUGACGGUUAACUGUUUCAGGUUUUGCCUGCGUCGCCUUAUGCUAAAUCCCCCUCUCUUCGCUGCCGGGAUACCAGAGGUGUUAUCGAGACUGCAUGGCAGAAGGGAAGCCUUCGCUUGAUCGGGUUUCAGUGGAUUGGCCGAGGCAAAUGCCAUUCAAUACACUCUCCCAGCGUGCAUGGGUAUAAACAGCAUGGCCAUCGCGCAUUCCAGUUGGUCUAAAUAUAUCUAUUAAGGCCACAGGAGGGGGAGGACUGUUGUAGGGGCUUUAUCCUGGGACGUUUCACUGUCGCACCACUUGAAUUAUCUUCUGGAGAUUGACAGUUGGUUAUUACACCCACAGAGGAGAACUUGGCCCUAUCCAAAACAUGCCCUCGAGUAACAGUGUGAGAUCCAGGGCGAGGGAGAGAAACAGCGUCCUGAGCAGACCUGAGUUCAUAUCCCUGAACCAGCCCCUUCGCGGCGGCGGCGCUGGCUGCCCCUCUGAGAGCCGAGGCAGCGCCAGGCGACCGGGUCAAAUCAAGCACCAAACAAGCCAGCCGAGUGAAGAACCUACCGACAGUGGCAGCAAGGAUAGGAGAGAGCCCAUCAAAAUGCCAGAGGAAGACUGUAUGCUGCUGAACCCUUCAUUUAAGGGAAUAGCGAAAAACUCCCUCCUCGCCAUUGACAUCUGUCUGUCCAAGCGCAUGGGGGUGUGCGCCUAUACGUCGUCCUCCUGGGGAGGCUGCCGCUCCAUGGUCGCCCUGUUAGCGCUCACAGGGCACGGCAUCACUUGGAUCAUUGGCACUAUAGUGUGUCUCACAAGGAGUAACACUCUGGCUGGGCAAGAGGUCCUGGUCAACCUGCUGCUUGCCCUCAUUCUUGACGUCAUGACUGUGGCUGGAGUACAGAGACUGGUGAAGCGCAGAGGACCCUGGGAGAUGAUGCCAGGCUUCAUGGACUGCAUCGCCAUGGACAUCUACUCCUUCCCCGCUGCUCAUGCCAGCCGGGCCGCUAUGGUAUCCAAGUUCCUGCUGUCCCACCUGGUCCUGGCUGUGCCGCUCCGCAUCCUGUUGGUGCUUUGGGCCCUCCUGGUGGGCAUGUCCCGGGUGCUGCUGGGGAAACACCACCUAACUGAUAUGGUGUGUGGCUUUGCGCUGGGCAUGCUCCACUUUAGCUUGAUGGAAUCAGUGUGGCUCUCAUCAAGCACUUGUCAGACUCUUAUUUCCAUAAGCACGCUCAGCUGGAGCCCCUUUUUCUGAGCUUUUGAUAUAAGGCUAUGCUAGCACACAAAGCAUAUUUGAUACACUAACCUCGCAAUGUCAAGGACUUAGGUCUGAUGAAAUUAUUUUUGAAAGGGUCCGAAGUUCUAUGUGAAUAGAGAAGCAUUCGUAUUUGGAAUCAGAUGCUGGCUUGCAAUUAACACAAACGACAGGCAGGUCACAAGACAUUACAAGACCUUCAUAAUGCAUAAUGCUCAAUUGCAUACUAAUAAUAUAAGGAAAAUUAAGACAACUGAAAACUGACAAUGAUUUGGUGAAAAUGUACAUGAUUUUUUUUGUUUUUAUAUUUUUAAUUCUCAUGCUGUAUUGAAAGCUGGUACCAUUUAUCCAAAACUGAACCACUUUCUAUUCAACAAAAUCUCUCCUGAGUCUGUGUGCUCCUUUAUCUUUGCCAUCUUAACUCAUUUUACUUCCUCCUUCCCUGCUACCUCUUCCUCUUUUCUCAUUUUUUUUUUUUUUUUAAGUAUUUGUGCUUUUAUUUUGAAAUAUUGAUAUACUUAACGUUGGACACUGAAUAGUGUGGUGUGAAGCUGUAAUAUUGGAUGUAAAACACUAAAAUAUAUAAAGUGAUUGUUGUAUGGAUAUUCCACAUUGUUCCUGAUUGGCAUGAUGUUUGUAUAUUUCUGAUGGAAUUCUGUUCUUACCGAAUGUUGAUCAAAUAUGAACUUAUUUUAAUGCCACUCAAUUUAGCUGCUUGUGUAAAAGAAAUGUCACACAGAAUUUAAUUUUUUUUUUUACAGGGUCAAAUAUAAUUUCCUUUCAACAUGCCAUUUAUGCUCCAAUGAGUUUAAUUUCUCUUUUUAUAGAAGAUAUUUCUCAUUUCAGACUGCUGCAGUCUGCAAAUCAGCCUAACAGAUGCUUAUGGUUUGUCAGUGAGGCUGAUUAUAUGCCCCACAAAACAACUGAAGUGUGUGUGUGUGUGUGUGUGUGUGUGUUUCUGACUUAGGCUAUACCCUCGGGUACACAUUUCAGACUAAAGACCAGUUAAUUGGGGUUGGCUUGUCCAAAUGGGGACGUGUGGGGUGUGUGUGAAUGUUGGUAUACAAAGUAAAAAAUAUCUGUUUGCAAUAUCAGCUUUGAACAAAUUAUAACUUUCUUUUGUGUUUUAAUAGACCUUUGAAUGAAACCUACUGUUUUUUUGUGGUUUGGUGUGUAAAUACAGUUGUGUGUAUAUUAGUUUGCUUUGUUCUGUACAGGGAUCUGUAUGUCAUGUUUUUACUUUGUUUUUUUUUUCCAUCUCUUUAAUAAAGCAUUGUGGGCUGUCAGUAGAACGUGGUUGCGUUUGCGUUUUAUUAUUUUACAUGUGAAUAAAUGUGGUUUUACUGAGGCUUGUCCAUACAAUAUGGCUGACGCCCCCCUCAUCGAAUACUAUGUACAGUAUAUGCCAACAACAGUG
Perca flavescens (yellow perch) is the source of this 2716-nucleotide messenger RNA. RefSeq names its product inactive phospholipid phosphatase 7. The transcript is spliced from 3 exons. The record is from RefSeq and is a predicted model, not a curated record. Gene Ontology annotation, cellular component: nuclear envelope. NCBI's taxonomy places the organism in Eukaryota, Metazoa, Chordata, Actinopteri, Perciformes, Percidae. The coding region runs from base 427 to 1299 and encodes 290 amino acids. Gene Ontology annotation, molecular function: sphingosine-1-phosphate phosphatase activity.